AUUUUCGUUGAUCCUCUAUCACCACUGUCGCAGCCGCUUUUAUUUCGAUUCAAAGAUCCUUCAAAUAUCUGAUUCACAACUUAAGUACUCGAUUUUUAUUCUUAUCCUUCGAUCCUUCCUUCGAUCCUCUCGGAGGUACACUCUUUCGUACGACUGGCCGAGCAAUUCUGUUACCUUACCACCGAUCGAAACAACCUCACUUUUCCACCGCUCUCUCGCGACACAACUUCUCAACCUACACACCUCACCACCCUACUUGCCAACUACACAUACUCCAAAUCGCUUUUUACAUACUUGCCAACUGGAAAUUCUCCCCACGCAUAUACGAUCGAGUUACGAUUGCCAACGUUCACCAUCGAAUUUACCUACCGUGUAACUAGGACAAAAAAAUUAUACCCACUCUUUGGCUACGAUCCCGAUGUGUAUCGUUGUUUCCUUUUCUUCACCUGUAAACAAUCAAUUUUUCAACGAUAUUUUAAUUGUUCAUUGUUAGAUUUUAAGUACUCCUGACAAACAUCGAUUAGUGAUAAAUCGAGUGCGAUCGUUAUCGAUUGAAACAACCGAAGCAGGAAGAAUUUGAAUAUGAAAAAUUAAACUUCGAAAAUCGUGGAUGGUUUUUUUAUUUAAGUUUAUAAUCUGUUGGCAAUUAAGCGCAACACCUAUCUUAAGAUAUGUAAUUUUGUUCAUUCCUGGAAUCUUAUCGACGAAAUUGUACGUUGUCAAUGACGAUUUUUUUUUUAUUUGCUUUUUUAUGCAUAUAAGUUAACAUGAACGUAUGUAUUUAAUCAUGUAUUUAAAUAGUAUAUGUACUACUACCAGGUAACAGUUAAGUACAUUAAAUUUUUCAUGAUCAAUUUUCAUGUAUAUUCGAAUGAGUGGUACAUAUAAAAUUGAAAUUAUGUCAAAAGAGUCAAAUUUCUCAGAUUCUGGUAGUAGGAAGCAAUGUGUACCUCCUGUAAAAGUUGCUUAUAAAAAUAAUCACUACGAAAGUGAGGCAAUGCCUCAGUGCUCACGACUCCAACAGGAGACAAUAAAUUGUAAGGAUAAUCGCAAGAAUGUUGCUAAACAAACUUCCAAACAGAAAACCCAGAAUGGUCGCAAAACAAAAAAGAAAAAGAAGAAGCAAAAUGAAAAAGAAAAUCCAAGUAUAGUUUAUUCUGAGGAGACCAAAGAAAAUGAAACUGAUUUUAAAAAAUCGAAAUCCUUGAAAGAAAAGGAGACAUUUCCAAAAUAUAUACCUACAAGUAAAAUCGAUGAGAUUUUAAUGCUCAAAAAUUCAAUGGAUGUACAGUAUGUAGAAGGAUAUCUGCGUAUUAAUUCUAGAUAUAAUAAGCAUGCUUAUUUAUCUUUAUUCGACGAUCAGUGCGACCUACUGAUAAUUGGUAUAAGAGACCGAAAUCGUGCUUUGGACGGAGACUUUGUUGUAGCUCGUAUAAAUCCUCCAGAAAAAUGGCGUACGCAUCAAGGACAGAUACAGAAAACAGGCAUUGUUAUUUGUAUAAGAGAAAAAAUACAUCCAAGGAAAGCGGUUGGAUGCUUAAGACAAAGGGAUUCGUCCAUAUUUUUUUAUCCUAGAGAUCAACGCGUUCCGUUGAUUAAAAUAUAUCGGGAAUCGUUGGAACGAUUCGCCGCAGAUUUAAACAGUUGCGAUGAUACAUUAUAUCUCGCUGUUUUAACUAACUGGGUGAAGCCUCAAUUUGCGUUUGGAAAAAUUGAAAAAGUAGUCGGAAGUAUAGGCGAUGUAGAAGUUGAGUCUAAUGCAAUAUUACUUGAACAUGAUUUGGAUGUAACACCAUACAGUCUUGAUGCAAUAGAAGGACUUCCUAACAGCGACUAUUCAUUGACAGAGGAUGAUUUAAAAGAUAGAGAAGAUUGGAGAGACGAAUGCGUGUUUACCAUAGAUCCGGCCACAGCAGUUGAUUUAGAUGAUGCGGUUUCUUGCAAAAUUUUAGAAAAUAAAAAUUAUGAAAUCGGUGUACAUAUAGCGGACGUUACUCAUUUCCUUGAUUUUGCAUCACCGUUGGAUGUCCAAGUUUCAAAACGAGCAACAACCAUUUACAUGGCGGAUAAUGUAUACCAUAUGUUACCAAAACAAUUGUGCCAAGUAUGUUCCCUACUACCAGGCCAAGAUAAACUAGCUUUCUCCGUUAUUUGGGAAAUGACAGAAGAUGCUAAAAUUGUCAGUCAUCGUUUCGCUAAAACUGUAAUAAGGUCGUGUUGUCAAAUGGCGUAUCAACAUGCACAGAUAUUCAUUGAAAAUCCAGAAAAAAAUUGGCCUAAAGAUUUCUUAAGUAUAAGCGGAAAUUUUACUCCUGACGAUUUAUCGAGAAAAGUAAACAUUUUAAAUAAUUUAGCCGUUCAGAUGCGUAAUAAAAGGUUUGAAAAUGGAGCGCUACGAAUAGAUCAACCUAAAUUGCAUGUUACAAUUGAUAGGACCACGCGUUUACCAGUAUCGUACAGUAUAGAAGAACAGCGAGACAGUAACAGACUUAUAGAAGAAUUUAUGUUGUUAGCUAACAUGACGGUUGCCACUCAUUUGUAUGAUACCAUUCCCGAAACCGCUUUGCUACGUAAUCAUAGAGAACCAUCGCAGCGUGUUCUCAAUACGACCAAAGAAACUCUGCAAAGAUUUGGAAUUCAUUUGGACGUUAAAUCGUCCGCUUCCUUGCAUGCCAGUAUCAAACUUUACGAAGAAGAGAUAGAUUUUCAAAGUAACGAGUCUAAAACUAUGACGAAGUACAGAAUGAUGGUCAUCAACAGUCUUUGUUCCAAAGCUAUGGCACGUGCGACUUACAAGUGUUCCUCGACUGUUAACACAGAGGACGACUUGAAGCAUUACGCUUUAAAUGUGGCCCUUUACACGCAUUUUACUUCUCCGAUUAGACGGUAUUCGGAUUGUGUAGUACAUCGUUUGCUAUAUUGGACUAUGCAAAACGUAACAUUGCCCGAAAAAUGGUCGGAAAAAUUGUGCAAAGAAAUAGCAGCAAUUUGUAACAUCAAAAAGUAUAAUGCAAAAAUGGCUCAAGAACGUAGCAGUGAAUUGUACUUUACGUACUUAGUGGACUUGAACGGUCCUAUGAUCACUAUAGGCAUCGUGUUGAACGUAACAGAAAAUUUUAUAGACGUUAUACUAUGCCAUGUUGGUAUAAAGUUAAGGAUUUCUCUUUCAGAGUUACGGAGUUCGGCGGAUAUUGAAUAUUCUUCAGAGUAUUCAGUUCCGACGAUACGUAUUUCUUGGAAAGAAACGUCUGCUAGUCAGGUAAUAAAUGUUUUUACUUUAUUGUAUUUGCAAGUUGAAAAGCAUCCCGAGUUUUUUCAACUGAUCGGUACCAUUCUACCACCGAAUGAGGAGGAAAUAGAAUCGUAACAAUUUAUGUUGUGAAUCAUAUUUUUAUUUAUACGAUAUUUACAUGAAAUUCAUAUUUUGGACUAUAUACAUUUCAUGGAUGUUAUGUUGAAUUUUAAGUGGCAGCUUAAAGAGAAGUGGAUCAUAAUUAGAUAGAAAAGAGACAUUAUUUUGUAAUGAUAUUUUCGAAGAUGGAUCGUUCAAAACAGGUAAAAAAAAAAAA
Molecule: messenger RNA, 3569 nt
Organism: Osmia lignaria (orchard mason bee)
Lineage: Eukaryota; Metazoa; Arthropoda; Insecta; Hymenoptera; Megachilidae
Source: RefSeq, a predicted model, not a curated record